Molecule: messenger RNA, 2586 nt
Organism: Esox lucius (northern pike)
Lineage: Eukaryota; Metazoa; Chordata; Actinopteri; Esociformes; Esocidae
Product: sodium/potassium-transporting ATPase subunit beta-3
Exons: 7
Coding region: 1-846 (281 amino acids)
Biological process (GO): potassium ion import across plasma membrane; intracellular potassium ion homeostasis; sodium ion export across plasma membrane
Cellular component (GO): sodium:potassium-exchanging ATPase complex
Molecular function (GO): ATPase activator activity
Source: RefSeq, a predicted model, not a curated record
AUGGCAAGCAAUGAAGACAAACCGGCUGUGAAAGAAGAGGAAAAUGCUGGAAGCUGGAAAGAUGCGAUCUUUAACCCAAGGACCGGCGAGUUUUGCGGGCGCACAGCAAAGAGCUGGGGUCUUAUCCUUCUGUUCUACUUGGUAUUUUAUGCCUUCCUGGCUGGGAUGUUUGUCCUGACUAUUUGGGUCAUGCUGAUGACGCUAGACGACUAUGUUCCAAGGUACCGUGACCGGGUGCCACACCCAGGGUUAGUCAUCCGGCCCAAGGAGCUGGACAUGUUGAUCAACAGAUCGCAGCCUGUCCAGUACACCCGCUAUGUCCAGACCUUGGAGUCCUUCCUGCAGCAGUACAACGACACGGAGCAGGAGAGGAACGAGGUGUGCACAGCGGGGGACUAUUUCGAUCAGGAGGGCGAGGUGGGCGAGCCGAAGAAGGCUUGUCAGUUCAAGAGGAGCUCUCUCAGCCGCUGCUCUGGGCUGUCCGACUCCACCUUCGGUUUCGCUGAGGGUAGACCUUGCGUUCUGCUCAAAAUGAAUAGGAUCAUUGGGCUGAAGCCACGUGGAGAACCUUAUGUCAACUGCACGGCAAAGAGGGACACGCCCGUACAGAUGCAGUACUUCCCCAGUGAGGGACGCUUUGAUAAGAUGUAUUUCCCAUACUACGGCAACAAGCUUCACGAGCGGUAUGUUCAGCCUCUGGUCGCGGUCAAGCUGCUGCUGAACAAGGAGGACUACAACACAGAGCUGACCAUUGAGUGUCGGAUCGAGGGAUCCGACCUGCGCAACAACGACGACCGGGACAAGUUCCUGGGCCGUGUCACCUUCCGGGUCACUGUCGUGGAAUAGGGAGGGGCGAUGAGAAGGCGGAGCGUGCUGAGAGGUCUGGCUCUGACCUCCCCGUGGAAGAUUCCUGUUAGAAUAAGGCGGGCCUAAUUCCAAACCAAUCCCUACACCCUCGCUCCGUUUCCCAGGCGACAGGCAUUCAAAUCUGGCCUUUUUCAUUCCACCUGGGGUAGUUCUACUCCCCUAGUUUUGUUACUUGUCAGCCUUUGGUUAGGCCGAAUGGGAAUGGAGAUGAACCAGCAGUGCUGUGAACCCUGAAUCCCAGAUUUGAAUGCCCAUUCUGAAAAGCUGUAGUUGUCUCUAAGAAGGUUGUAUAUUGGGAUACGUGUCAGGGCAGUUAUCAUCUGGUAGCUGUCAAUUAAGUAUUCCGUUCAGAACCUUUGGGAGUGCCUAGCUUUUAGGGGCGAGAGACCGGUUUGGGAUUAGUGCAGAUAAGUAUAGGCCAGUGAUGUCAUUAAUGUUCGACUAUCUCCUGGGAAAACUGUAAUCCUGCCAAAUUUAACAGAAGAUCUAGUUCCCAUGUUUACUUCUAUGUUUACACUAGUAUGACAUCAUCCCUGUCCUGUCCUUUGCGUUCUCAUUCUAGCGGGAGCCUUUUUUAACGACUCGCCAACCAAACCGCCAUAGGAACCUUCCCUUGGUCUGCUGUUGUUCUGUGACCCAGUGGCCCACUCUAGUGGUCGCCGGGGAUCAGAUCUUAUUUUCCCUUCCCGCCAUGUUUUAGAUUGGAGCGUAGAUGUGGUGUGAUUAACCUAGAUCAGUGCUUAGUGCCAUGAGUUGACCAACAGUCUGGCUUUAGUUCCAAUCUGUGUUUCACUUUCAGUCGUACACCGUCAAGACAAACAGGUUUACAGUUGACCCCCCCCCCCCCCUCCAUUAAAUCAUCAGGGUCAACCACAUACCACAUAGAUAGAGUCAAACCCUGUUCAGCGCUGCCAAACGCAGACAUAGUCAAGAAUUCAGUCUAAUCCCGAAACCCAUUACAUAUCGUGGAACUGUAGAUAGGUAUGUGUGGUCUGGUGAGACCGCAGCCCAGUCUCGUGCCGUCCGUCUGUCCGUCUGCACGUGUGUCAGUUGACCCCUAACCCCGUCCAAUGAGUGCCGAGCGUGUGGGUUCAAAAUGGCUGCCGUGCAUCCCCAUUGGUGGGUGGUACACGUCAGUGGUUGAUGGCGUCAGUUGUCCAGCCACAUACACACAAACACGCCGUUCACUUCUACACAACGCACACACACACGCACACACACACACACACACACACACACAGACACUGCCUCAAUAAGCAACACACGGACACAAUGUAAAGCGCUUUAAAAUGCGCAAGGAAAUGCUGUGUGAAUGCAUUCUGUUGUAUCUAUGUAUUGUAUAUCUACUGUAUAUCCUUUUAUGUAUACCUGCCUUUGGGUAUUUUGCUUGUUUGUUACUCUUUCUAUAUACGCUAUCCUAUCUAUCUACAUGUCUGUCUGUCUGUCUGUCUGUCUGUCUGUCCGUCUUCUCAAUGUAUAUAUUUAAUCGAUUCACACACUGUAUUUUUUUCUGUCACAGAACACUAUGUCUGAGCACUGUAAAGAAGAAAUAAUUUAAACAAAGAUUUACAGGAAAUUAUCAUAUUCACAGCUAUGUUUAUACGGUCUGAAAUGGAACCUACUGUUUAAGGAACAACUUGCAAACAUCUACAGGAUGCCUUAAGAUCUGUGCAGCAAUUGUGGAUUAAAAGGUGAUUUUGGAAAAAAAAUCGAACAUGU